Scaptodrosophila lebanonensis is the source of this 1739-nucleotide messenger RNA. RefSeq names its product mucin-5AC. The coding region runs from base 13 to 1674 and encodes 553 amino acids. The transcript has 3 exons. NCBI's taxonomy places the organism in Eukaryota, Metazoa, Arthropoda, Insecta, Diptera, Drosophilidae. The record is from RefSeq and is a predicted model, not a curated record.
CGACCCACAACCAUGAAGGGUCUCUUGAAACUUCUAAUAGUGGGCUUGCUGUCCUUCAGCACUUCUCAAUAUGCAUCUGCCGAUCCAGUAUUUUCAAAUAGCAAUAGCAAAGUUCCUAUUUCAUCCAACUUGUUAUUUGAUGCCAUUACUAAAAAUCUGAACUUAUCCGAUUUCGAAAAUGAGUUAGCCAAUGAAGCUGAUUGCUUGGCCACAUAUAGUGUGAACAGUGUCGAAAUAUUGAUUGAUGCCGGUUCGAAGUUGCGUCAGUGUGACCAGGUCGAUCAAGCUCAGUCCUUCCAAAGCUCUGAUAUACAAGAAGUAAAGAAUACCUUUCAGCAAAGGUUCACAAAAUGUUCACGGACAAGAUCUCACCAAAAGAAACAUAGCUGUUACGUUGACUUGGUAAUGCAUUUGCUCGAGUCAACACCGGGACAACACAACUUGAACAGGCGUUGUAUAUCACAUGAAUUGGAAAAAGCAUUCUCAAAGUUACAUAAGGCUGCAGACCGAUUUAAGAAAUGCAUUUCGGUAGAUGAACCAAAGUGGAAUCGCACAACAUCUGCUCCCCAGUGGAAUCGCACAACAUCUGCGCCUCAGUGGAAUCGCACAACCUCUGCUCCUCACUGGAAUCGCACAACAUCUGCUCCUCAGUGGAAUCGCACAACAUCUGCUCCUCACUGGAAUCGCACAACAUCUGCUCCUCAGUGGAAUGUAACUACUGAUAUACCGUGGUGGAAUCGCACAACGUCUGCUCCUCAAUGGAAUGUAACUACCGACGUUCCAUGGUGGAAUCGCACAACGUCUGCUCCUCAGUGGAAUGUAACUACUGAUAUACCGUGGUGGAAUCACACAACAUCUGCUCCUCAGUGGAAUGUAACUAGUGAUAUACCGUGGUGGAAUCGCACAACGUCUGCUCCUCAAUGGAAUGUCACUACCGACGUUCCAUGGUGGAAUCGCACAACAUCUGCUCCUCAGUGGAAUGUAACUACCGACGUUCCAUGGUGGAAUCGCACAACAUCUGCUCCUCAGUGGAAUGUCACUACCGACGUUCCAUGGUGGAAUCGCACAACGUCUGCUCCUCAAUGGAAUGUCACUACCGACGUUCCAUGGUGGAAUCGCACAACAUCUGCUCCUCAGUGGAAUGUAACUACCGACGUUCCAUGGUGGAAUCGCACAACAUCUGCUCCUCAGUGGAAUGUCACUAACGACGUUCCAUGGUGGAAUCGCACAACAUCUGCUCCUCAGUGGAAUGCAACUACUGAUAUUCCGUCUUGGAAUAGCACGACACUGGGUCCUCAAUGGAACGUUACUACCGAUGUACCAUCUUGGAAUAGAACGACACUUGGCCCUCAAUGGAACGUAACUACUGAUAUACCGUCUUGGAAUAGCACGACACUGGGUCCUCAAUGGAACGUUACUACCGAUGUACCAUCUUGGAAUAGAACGACACUUGGCCCUCAAUGGAACGUUACUACCGAUAUACCUUCUGGGAAUAGAACGACACUUGGUCCUCAAUGGAACGUCACAACAGACAUACCGUCAUGGAAUCUUACUACUAUAAUUCCGGAACUCAAUACGACAGAAGCUUUAUCCACUACUGAAGACAAUGCUACCACCGUGAGUGAAAAUUGGUUUGACAAAUUUUUGGAUGAUCUUAAAAACAUGUUCAACUAAACUUUCAACCACAAUCUUAAGCAACAGGCAGCAAAAGCAAUAAAAAAAAUGUUAUCAGCAUUAAA